Messenger RNA from Diplodia corticola, 1446 nucleotides. RefSeq lists its product as uncharacterized. The record is from RefSeq and is a predicted model, not a curated record. Bases 1 to 1446 code for a protein of 481 amino acids. NCBI's taxonomy places the organism in Eukaryota, Fungi, Ascomycota, Dothideomycetes, Botryosphaeriales, Botryosphaeriaceae. The transcript has a single exon.
AUGCCAGCCCGGGACGUCAUCGGCAAAGAACACGAGUCUUCCACAAAGCACCUUCUCGCAGCCGUCGUCACCCAGUGCUUCUCAUACAUGGUUCACAAAUGCGUCCAGUACGGAUACGUGUACACCGGCGAAGCCUUCAUUUUUCUGCACAUCCCCGACGAUCCUACCGUGGUCUAUUACUCCAUCUGCAUCCCGAGUCUCGACGUCGAGGAUGAGGACGAGAACCGGCUCCAUCGGACGGCCGUCGGUCAAGUGACGGCCUUCAUUCUCCGUGCUCUUGCUGCAGAGUCACCGACGCAGGCGUGGCACCAAGCGACAGGUACGCUGCUCACUUGGGAUGUCGAGUACAUCGACAUCUUGAAGAACAUUCCGGAGACGGUGCACAACAUGACGCGCGAAACAUUUUCGUAUAGACCAUCACGCUGGAAACCCGCCUCUAUUCGUCCCCACCGCCGGACCCGGGCGCAGUGUUUGCUGGCAGACGACCAAGAGGGCGUGCAGAGCGAUGGGGAUGAGGAUGACGGCUCGGACAGCAACAUGCCACCCACGCCAACUCCGGGACCGACCACGCGCGCUCGCGCUCGCGCUCGGACUGCUCAGAGCUCGUCUCGCCAUCAACAGGCGAAGCAGGCAAAAAGUGCCGACAAGCAAAAGUCUCGGAACAAGACAAAUGUGCGAGUGGAGGACCAGCCGUACUGUACACAUGCCUGCCUGCUGGGGCUGCUGCACAGCGGACCGCUCGACCAGCAAUGUCCCAACAUCCAGGCCCACAGGACGGAGCACAUAAAGCCACAGGCCUUUCUCCGCCUCAUCAAACACCAGCUCGCGGUCGACCUCGGUGCCGACGCCGACUGCAAGCCGCUCUAUAUCCGUGGCUCGCGCGGCGCGCUCUUCAAGGUGCGCCUCUCCUCGCACGGCUACACGAUGGUAGCUAAAGGCAUGCAAGAGGACGACGCGCGGUAUAUCUAUCACGAGCACUGCAUGUACCGGCACGUUUUGGCGGCGCAGGGCACGGCGGUUCCUGUGUGCCUCGGCCUAACGGAGCUACAGCUACCGUACUUCUACGACUCUGCCGCGUACACGCAUAUGCUGUUCCUCAGCUGGGCCAGCCGGCCGCUAUCCCACUUCAUUAACAAGGAGAACGCUGCCACUCUAACCGCAGAGGCGAAGGCGAAGCUGCGGGUACUGCACGCGCUAGGGUUGCUGCAUAAGGAUGCCGAGAUGCGCAACGUGCUAUGGGAUGAGCAGACCGGGGGCAUGAUGUGGACCGACCUAGAGCGGGCAGAGGUGCAGGCUGAGGCGAGAGCACAGCAGCCGCUGGGACUGGUCAGUCCCAAUCGGACGCAGGAGGGCCCGGUGGCUAAGAAGACAGGCGGUAGCCCGGCUGAGUUUUCGCGCGAGCUGAUGCUCCUUUCUGCGCACGUGGAUCGAUUCGUCCACCACUAG